AGCAUGCUGGUGCGGCCAUCAUCGACCAGCGAUUCAUACGACUUCGUCACUCCGCCGCCGAUGCGCUCGGGUGCCAGGAGCACUGCCACCGAAAUACAGAUGAGCCGCCGGUCGUCGGGAGUGCAAACCGAGGCAUGCAGCAGCGUCAGCCGCGCCACCACUGCCAAGAUGGGAAGCUCGUUCUGCGACGCGUACGACAGAGACUCCCAGAUGAUGCGGGUGCUGAUGGCGGGCAACGCGCACUACCUGCGCGAGCGGUCGGCCUCGUUCGGCCGCACGUCGACGCUGGACGAGACGCUGUACAUCUGCCAGCAGAUCGGCCAGCAGCAAGAACCACCCGCGCUCCCUCGGCCGGCCACCGCAGCCUCUGAGGUGUUCGUCACGCGUCGCACCACGGCGCUCGGGUCGUCGUGCGAGGACCGCGAGCCGCUGCGCCUGCGCCACCUCGUGGGGCUGCAGCACCCGCAGGCCUACGUAAUGGCGAGCAGGAGGAGGACGCCCACCGGGAGCCAUUCGUGA
Molecule: messenger RNA, 519 nt
Organism: Dermacentor silvarum
Lineage: Eukaryota; Metazoa; Arthropoda; Arachnida; Ixodida; Ixodidae
Exons: 3
Coding region: 4-519 (171 amino acids)
Source: RefSeq, a predicted model, not a curated record